GAUUGACGUUUUGAUUUAUUUGCUAGUCAUUCAAACUGUGAUUGGCUUCAGUUCUGUGCUGUGAAUCGGACUGUUUUAAUUUAAUUUAAUUUAAUCUUUUGAAAAAUGGAUGCGGAUAACUGUGCCACGUCUGCGUGCCUCGGAGAUUGCAAAGCUGACAGAAAGACGGCCAUUAAGGACGAUGGCGACGAGCACUUGCGCAAGAUCUUUAUUGGGGGCCUAUCCACUCAGACGACUAUGGAUACGCUGCGCGAAUUCUUCAGUCAGUUCGGUAGCGUGGCCGACGCGGUGGUCAUGCGGGAUCCGGUGAGCAACCAUUCAAGGGGCUUCGGGUUCGUCACCUAUGUGGAUCCCAAAUCCAUCGAAAUUGUCCAAAGGGCCCGUCCCCACACUAUUGACAAUAAAGCUGUGGAGACCAAGCCCGCUCUGCCGCGCCACGAGUUCAACAGGGGUGGCGGCGUUGGUUCCAUUCUUGGAGGUUGUGGCGUUGGAGCCGGGUUCGUGAAAUCGAACAAGAUCUUCCUUGGCGGUCUGAAGGACUUCCACGAUGAGAAAACCGUACGCGAAUACUUUUCGCAGUUUGGCGCAGUCGCCACCGUGAAAUUGCUAAUGGACAAGGACACUGGGCGUAAACGAGGAUUUGGCUUUCUGGAGUUCGAGGAUCCAUCAAGUGCCGAGAAGGCAUUGGCCCAGGGCAAGCACUCGAUCCUUCAGACCUUGGUGGAGGUGAAGAGGUCCACCCAGAAGCCCGAUCCCGGCAAGCGUCUGCGGUUCCCCGUUUCCGGUUCGAUCCGAGCCGGCUACAUUCCGCCCCAGCCGCCCACCUUGGAUAGCUACAACUACAACUACAACAGAAAUGCCAACUUCGAUCCUUCAAUCCUGAACCAGUUUUUUCUGCCGCCAUCGGCAUUCACUCACGGCUGGGCCCACUAUGUGACUCCGGUGGCACCCAAGCCAACACCCGGACAGUACAUGACCCCGCCGCAGUCACAGCCGGUGAACCCGUUUGCCGGACACGCUCCGGAUAUGUGGUCCUCCUAUCCGAAGCCCGGCACCUACGCUGCCCAGGAGUGGACUCCCAGCAAAGUGGUUGAAUGGCCACCGAAGGCUGGGCACAAACAUGCCCAGACAUCGACCAGCGAUCGUCCCAAGCCCGACUUCAAGGUCGUCCAGACGACUCCGUUGGAUGACAAGCUGGAUCUUGGCGCCCGUGGCGAUGCGGAUGGCACAUCGGGUGUUGGCUUGGGACUGGGUUUGACUGGCGGUGCCGCCGUGGGAGUGGGAGCGAUCAAGAAGUGGCCCACCGAGGACUACAAGAUCUUCAAGCCCGCUCAAAAGCCCACCAACGGCGUGAUUCCAAAAAUCGCCAACGGGGCUUCCCCACCAGCCUACGGUGUCUAAGUGGCGUGCAAUGGAACGAAGUUGAACCCCAACUUACUGCUGAAGUUUAUUGGCAUUACUAAUUUGUUAGCGGUUCCGUUACAAGAUAAAUGAAUAAUAAAGCACACGCGAUUUUUUGAGACUUAAAA
Messenger RNA from Drosophila teissieri, 1529 nucleotides. RefSeq names its product ribonucleoprotein RB97D (gene Rbp4). NCBI's taxonomy places the organism in Eukaryota, Metazoa, Arthropoda, Insecta, Diptera, Drosophilidae. The record is from RefSeq and is a predicted model, not a curated record. The transcript is spliced from 5 exons. Gene Ontology annotation, molecular function: RNA binding. Bases 106 to 1401 code for a protein of 431 amino acids.